AUGGAAGGAUUCGAGAGCGGCAAGGAGGCGACCGAUCUGCGUCGGUGGAAGCUGAAGGUGGACGAGGGCCGUCAGGUAUGGCACUACAUCGACGGCGACGAGCCCGUCCAACAGUCCCUCACCGACAAAUACACUCUCGGCCUCCUUUCCGACGAGGAUGUGCCUCCAACGGACCCGGCAUCUACGCCCCUCGAAGCCGCGGAGAAGGCCGUGGCGUUCUACCAGCAGAUCCAAAGCGAGGACGGACACUGGGCCAUGGACUACGGUGGCCCGAUGUUCCUCAUGCCCGGACUGCUCAUUGCGUGCCACGUGACUGGCGUCGAGCUGCCUCGUCCGGUGCAGAUCGAAAUGGUGCGCUACCUCACCAACCGACAGAACGCCGACGGCGGCUGGGGCCUACACAUUGAGAGCCCGUCGACGAUCUUCGGCACGGGCAUGAACUACACGGCCAUGCGCCUGCUGGGCGUCCCCAUGGAGGACGACCGCAUGAAGCGCGCCCGCGAGUUCCUCGCCGCCAACGACGGCUGCAAGGGCAUCCCCUCGUGGGGCAAGUUCUGGCUGGCGGUCAUGGGCGUCUACGAUUGGGAGGGACUCCACCCGAUCCCGCCCGAGCUGUGGCUGCUCCCCUACAUGCUCCCCAUCCACCCCGGCCGUUGGUGGUGCCACUGCCGCAUGGUGUACCUGCCCAUGGGCUACGUGUACGGGCGCCGCAUCACCGCCCCGGAGAGCCCCCUCGUGCUCUCCCUGAGGAAGGAGCUGUACCCCAACGAUGACUACGCCAAGAUCAACUGGUACUCGAUUCGGUCCUACGUGUCUCCGCUGGACCUGUACUACCCGCACUCCACGCUUCUCGAGUGCCUCUACGUCAUUCUGGACAACUACGAGAAGGUGCACAGCUCGUGGCUGAGGGAAAAGUCAGUCCUGCUCACCGCCGAACACGUCGCCGCGGAGGACAAGUUCACCGACUGGGUGUGCAUCGGACCCGUGAACAAGACCAUCAACAUGCUGUGCUCGUGGCACGCCCAGGGCAAGGACUCCAAGGAGUUCCAGAGGCACGUCGACCGCGUGCCCGACUACCUCUGGCUUGCCGAGGACGGCAUGAAGAUGCAGGGCUACAACGGCAGUCAGCUGUGGGACACGGCGUUCUCGGUGCAGGCCAUCAUCGAGACCGGGCUGGGCGACCAGUUCCAGGAGUGCCUGCAGAAGGCCUACUCCUACAUCGACAUCACCCAGGUGCGCGAAGACGUUGAGCAGAUGGAGUACUUCUACCGCCACAUCAGCAAGGGCGCCUGGCCCUUCUCCACGCGCCACCACGGCUGGCCCAUCUCCGACUGUACCGCCGAGGGCCUCAAGGCUUCGCUCCUCCUCAAGCAGUUCAGCUGGGUGACGCCGUUCGAGGACCAGCGCUACUUCGACGCCGUGAACGUGAUCCUGUCCCUGCAGAACAGCGACGGCGGGUGGGCCACCUACGAACUCCAGCGCGGCCCCUCCAUCCUCGAGUACAUCAACCCCGCCGAGGUGUUCGAUGCGAUCAUGGUCGACUACCCGUACGUGGAGUGCACGUCGGCCUGCGUGCAGGCCCUCACCAUGUUCGUCCAGCACUACCCUCGCCACCGCGCGACCGAGAUCACCACUGCGGUGAAGAAGGCUGUGGACCUGAUCAAGAGCAAGCAGCGCCCCGAUGGCAGCUGGUAUGGCAGCUGGGGCGUGUGCUUCACCUACGGCACGUGGUUCGGUGUGGAGGGCCUCAUGGCGGCCGGUGAGCCCAGCGACAGCCCCUACAUCCAGCGGGCGUGCCAGUUCCUCCUCUCCAAGCAGAACCACGAGGGCGGCUGGGGCGAGACCUUCGAGUCGUGCUCGACCAAGCAGUACGUGCAGAACGAGGAGACGCAGGUGGUCAACACGGCCUGGGCGGUGCUCACCCUGCUCAAGGCCCAGUGGCCCGACCGGAGGCCCGUGGACAGGGCCGUGCAGGUGCUGAUGAAGAGGCAGCUGCCCAACGGCAACUGGCCGCAGGAAGACAUCAAGGGUGUGUUCAACGCCAACUGCGCCAUCAGCUACACGGCCUACAAGAACAUCUUCCCCAUCUGGGCUCUAGGCCUGUAUGAGCACACUCAGCCCCAGUCGCAGAAGACUGCCAAGCUCUAA
Acanthamoeba castellanii str. Neff is the source of this 2148-nucleotide messenger RNA. Its product is annotated as cycloartenol synthase. Gene Ontology annotation, biological process: cholesterol biosynthetic process; triterpenoid biosynthetic process. The record is from RefSeq and is a predicted model, not a curated record. Gene Ontology annotation, molecular function: lanosterol synthase activity. The transcript is spliced from 18 exons. Bases 1 to 2148 code for a protein of 715 amino acids. Gene Ontology annotation, cellular component: lipid droplet. NCBI's taxonomy places the organism in Eukaryota, Discosea, Longamoebia, Acanthamoebidae.